AUGGCGGCGGUGACACUGCAGCUCGGGUCCUACGCGGGCUUCGUGGGCGCGCACUGGUGGCAGCUGCAGGAGAACGCAUCUUCUGAUGGACACGUCGGUCUCGGAGCACCUCCUCUUGGUAAAGAUGCUUCCCAGGUUUGCCAUUUGGAGGGCAGAGGACAAGUUUGGUCCGAUUACCUUAGAGUGCACUUACAUCCUAGGAGCAUCUUUGAGAUACAGCGGUACAAUCAUGAUGGGGAUUCCAAUCGCCUGGAAGCCUUUGGGCAGGGUGAAAGUCUCCUGCGUGAACCCAUGUAUCUAGACGAGUUGGAAGAUAAACUGCACUUCUUUAUAGAGGAGUGCGAUUAUCUGCAGGGUUUUCAGAUUCUCUGUGACAUGCAUGAUGGAUUCUCUGGGGUUGGAGCCAAAGUGACUGAACUUCUCUGCGAUGAAUAUUCAGGGAGAGGAAUCCUGUCCUGGGGGUUAACACCAAUAAUUUGUAAUACUGGAGAUCCCUGCAAGGAUUUUUACAGGCUUAUGAACACAGUGCUGGGAACUGUCCACCUCUCCAGGCACAGCUCACUCUUUUGCCCCUUGUCACUCAAUGGAAGCCUGGGCCUCAGGCCACAAGCGCCCAUUACGUUACCAUACAUACAUUAUGAUGCCUCUCUAAACUAUCACAGCAGUGCAAUCUUGGCAGCAGCACUGGAGACCAUGACUGUUCCCUACAGACUCCAUACUUCUCAGCUCUCCAUGAUGCAGCUCGCGGAAGCACUGAACUUCUCUGGGAGAAAGGUGGUGGCUGCAGGGGCUGCGAUACCCUUUUCUGUAUCACGUGGUCAUUCUCUGCCAGAUGCUUUGUGCAGCUAUCAGCAUGCAGUGCCAUGGAAACCUUUGUCUUCGUGUGGGGAGCAAAAGGACAGUUUCUGUUUUGCUCAAUCUGUUGUGCUGAGAGGAAUUGGCAAAGAGAAUCACAUCAGUAACUUUCCUCCUGGGACGCAACCUAGUUCUGCCCUCCACGUUUAUGAAACUGGAGAGGAGGUUCUGGGAAACUACUUAAAUAUGCUGUCCCCUGGAACAUUAAGCAUUUCACAUUUGCUCCAGAGCCCAUGUAAAGUGCAGUCCCCAUAUCCCCAGUUUUUUUCCCCUCUUCUGAACAAACAAGGUUUUCUCUUGGACAAGCCUCGCUCACAUUCAGCAGCUGUUGAAAGUAUUCCUGUACUAACAGCACUGCAGUCCUCGCCUGUUCUGCAUACAGCACUCUACAGUUUAUACAAGGAACUACAGAAGGUAGAUGUGCGGCGCUGGGCUAGCUUUUUUGCUGCGGGAAUUGAACUUGAUGACUUUCAGGAAGCCCUGCAUGAAUUAAGAACUCUAUCCCAAUGCUAUAAAAGAAAUUCGGAGCCAGAUGAGUCAGAGGAUGAAGCUGACUCAGACUAACGCUGCUUGCUUUUACCAAGCUGGGAAAGACCGUGUAGUGUCAAAUUAACAUCACCACUAAAGAACAACUUUCUGAACAAACCUAAUCUGUGAGGCCAAAGUUCUAUUACAGUAAUAAAGGGGGGCUUACAAUCUG
This is a messenger RNA of Gavialis gangeticus (Gharial), 1555 nucleotides long. RefSeq names its product misato 1, mitochondrial distribution and morphology regulator (gene MSTO1). Bases 1 to 1419 code for a protein of 472 amino acids. The transcript has 11 exons. Lineage: Eukaryota; Metazoa; Chordata; Crocodylia; Gavialidae. Gene Ontology annotation, biological process: mitochondrion distribution. Gene Ontology annotation, cellular component: cytoplasm. The record is from RefSeq and is a predicted model, not a curated record.